UACGCACAGUGAGCGUGUACGCGCACAUUCCCUUCCGUGGUGCUUUGGUUCAACCUGCUGUCUACCCUCGGCGAGGGGCAAAGCGUGACUCGAAGUCUAUUUAAACUUCCCCGUGCAGGGAAUUUAGAUAAACGACGGCUUGCGUUCGACGUUGAGGGAGUUGGCUUGCAGUCUGAGAGAGCGCUUUUAAUUGCAUUUUUAUGGAGAGCCCGCACAUGCAAUAACAUAGGAAGGAUUUUAAAUUUUGUCGGGGGAGCGUGGAGUAUUCACGAGUUCCACUGAUCAAUCCAUCGGUUGCCAUCAAGUGACGGUUCGUUUGCCGAGAGCAUCUGAGGGCAGAUGCGCUCCAAGCAGAAUUGAAGGGUCGUUCCGAAGAAUGUGGCAAUUGCAAUCGUUUCGCUAAUAUUUUCGAUAGCACACUUAUUUUGUCAACUCAUUGCUCCACGCUGGUGUGGCUCGCCGUCGUUCUUUCACUCUCUUGUCUGUGUUACCCAGAGAAAACAAGGAUCACUUGUGCUUUUUUUCUAUACAAAAAAGGAAGUAAACGCGUUUAAAGCCGUCAGAUAAUGGGGAGCACGGCGACGGACGCGAAGAAGAAAGAUGUUAAGAAGAAGAACUCAAAGAAGAAGAGGACUCUUCGUCUUAACAUGCCGGACCUCAGCUCCUUCGCCAUGCCCUUCCUGGAGGGGGACCCGGGGGCCAGCGACAAGGACGGAGUGCGCAAGGGGGAGGUGAGCUGCCACUCUGCCAGCCCCACCAAAGGCUUCUUCAUGAGGGGCCCCUUCAGCCGCCCAUCCAGCCCCAUGUCGGCCCCGGCCAGGGCCCGGUUCAGCCCUGGCUCCCCGAAAACCAUCUUCCCGUACCCGCCCCACCAGGACUCCCCGCCCAAGUCCCCCCGGCGCAUGAGCUUCAGCGGGAUCUUCCGCUCCUCCUCCAAAGACUCCUCCGCCUCCAACACCUCCACCUCCACCUCCCCGGUCAGCAUCAAGCUCUUCUCACGGGCCCGCAAAGCCUCCGGAGUGUCCUCGCCGCCCACCACCCCGACCCAGGCUAGCAAGCAGCCCCCCUUCCCCCUGGAGGCGUAUAGGAAUGAGCCGGAACGACUGGAGGCCCGCAUGCGUUCCUUCUCCUCCCCGCCCGACACGGGCCAGCGCUUCAGCCUGCCCCACGCCAAGCCCCCGGCGCCCUCCUCCGCCCCCGUCACUACCUCGCACCACGUCCACGGUCUAGCUGAAGGUAUGCUGGAGAAACUUGAUCUCGAGGAUGAAGCAGCUGCAGAAGAAUCAGAGAGUGACAUUUACAUGCGGUUUAUGAAGUCCCACAAGUGCUACGACAUCGUCCCCACCAGCUCCAAGCUUGUUGUCUUCGACACGACUUUGCAAGUUAAGAAGGCUUUCUUCGCCCUCGUGGCCAACGGCGUCCGAGCAGCUCCACUGUGGGAGACCAAGAAGCAGAGCUUUGUGGGCAUGUUAACGAUCACAGACUUCAUCAACAUCCUGCACCGGUACUACAAGUCGCCCAUGGUACAAAUCUAUGAGUUAGAGGAACAUAAGAUUGAGACAUGGAGAGAGCUGUAUCUACAAGAAACAUUCAAGCCUUUAGUAAACAUAUCCCCCGAUGCAAGUAUAUUCGAUGCCGUGUACUCACUGAUCAAGAACAAAAUCCACCGGCUGCCCGUCAUCGACCCCGUGACCGGGAACGCACUUUACAUCCUCACACACAAGAGGAUCCUCAAGUUCCUGCAGCUUUUCGUGUGUGAGAUGCCAAAGCCCGCCUUCAUGAAGCAGACCCUGGAGGAGCUGGGGAUAGGUACCUACAGCGACAUCGCCUUCAUCCACCCCGACACGCCCAUCAUCAAAGCGCUCAACAUCUUCGUGGAGAGGAGGGUGUCAGCCCUGCCCGUGGUGGACGAGUCAGGAAAGGUUGUUGAUAUUUAUUCCAAAUUUGAUGUCAUAAACCUGGCCGCUGAAAAGACCUACAACAACCUGGACAUCACGGUGACCCAGGCCCUGCGGCACCGGUCACAGUACUUCGAGGGGGUCAUGAAGUGCAACAGGCUGGAGACGCUGGAGACCAUCGUGGACAGGAUAGUGAAGGCGGAGGUGCAUCGGCUGGUGGUGGUGGAUGAGAACGCCUGCAUCGUGGGCAUCGUCUCGCUGUCGGACAUCCUGCAGGCUCUGGUGCUCACGCCAGCAGGUGCCAACAGGAAGGAGAGCGAGGCGGAGUGAAGUGGUUGCUGGGAUACGCGACACGAUGCUGCUGUGGGGGGAAGAGAUGAAGUGGAGAGUGGGCGGGGCCAAGGCCCGGGGGCGGCGCCUGCCAUUGGCUGAGGAUAAGAUGGGGCUGGGUCCUGAACUGUGUGCUGUGAUAAGGGAGGGAAAGGAAGUGAUGGGCGGGGGCAGAACCGGCAGAGUGGGGAGCCUAGGGAUUGGUUUUUAACAUUUAGGGGGAGGGACGGGGGGAGGGGCCUGCCUCUCUUUCUCUCGGUACUGUAGGGGAAGUCAGUUUUCAAAACCAUGCCUUUUUUUUUUUUUUUUUUUUUAAGAUGUACACCCACAUUACCUCCUGGUGUCAACGCACACCCUCAACACCCUAAAUAAUCAGAUGUGCUUUUUUUCUGUUGGGCUUUAGUGGCAGGGCAUUUGUAUUUAUUCUGAGGGUGUGUGUUUUUAUUUGCCUCCCUCAUCGCUACUGUAUUAUCAUCGCAGAGACACUUGAGCUUUGUGGCAGAGUUCGCGCAAAGGCUUUGACCCGAGCGGACAAUCCGGUCUGGACCGGUCACCCAAUCAGCACGUAUCGAAUCCCCCGCAAUCCUCUGCAGUUCCUCUGGGGCGGGGCGGGGGGGGAAGCCCCUGCCACAUGAUGUCACGGUGACAGGAGGUGGAGCCAUGCCAAGCCCCCCCCAUGUCAUUAGUGCCUUCUGUCCACCAGAGUCGCCCAUCACCGGCUGCUGCUAUGGAGAUUGUUCCAGAACACCCAAGAACCCGAAUGUGAAAGUCUUCAAAACCAAAACGAUUUCAGAAUGUGGGAUGUGGCGUCACUAACUGAGUUAACAGAGUUUAUACUCAAAUUCAAGAUUUAAGAUUUUUUUUUUCCUUUCUUUCUUUUAAAGAAUCUAAAGUUUUGAUCUGCAUUUUCACGAGAUGUCUGGGAAAAGAAAUGCUGUAAAGAUAUUAAAUAGAUAUUAAAAAAAGAGCUUUAUUUAUUUUUUUUAAAUAGCGAUUUCUUUUUUUGUGGAAUUAACUUGAGUUGGUUGAUGGUGAGUCUAUGCAUUAAGAUGACGGUAAAGUACUUUUAAUGUUAGGCACAAUGCAAAAGGCAGCAGAUACUCAAAUGUCCACG
Megalops cyprinoides (Indo-Pacific tarpon) is the source of this 3342-nucleotide messenger RNA. RefSeq names its product 5'-AMP-activated protein kinase subunit gamma-2-like. NCBI's taxonomy places the organism in Eukaryota, Metazoa, Chordata, Actinopteri, Elopiformes, Megalopidae. The coding region runs from base 567 to 2228 and encodes 553 amino acids. The record is from RefSeq and is a predicted model, not a curated record. The transcript has 16 exons.